Messenger RNA from Rotaria sp. Silwood1, 501 nucleotides. NCBI's taxonomy places the organism in Eukaryota, Metazoa, Rotifera, Eurotatoria, Philodinida, Philodinidae. The record is from the annotation of a GenBank genome assembly.
AUGUUUAGGGAUAUAUUUCGAUUAGCAAAGAUUGCUCAUCAUAGUUGUAAUCAACAAAAGCGCUGUUUCUUAAAAAUUGUUAGCCAAGUUCAUCUAAAACCAGGUCUAUGCUCAUCAAUACCCAUAAUACAUGAUGUUCAAAAAGUUGACAUGCGUGAAGCUGUUAAAAGUGUCUAUAAAACUUGUUGUGAUGUUAGUAAUUAUCGUUCAGCCAUACAUUCUGUUGGAACAUCAUCACUUCGUUCUAUUGUCAGACAAUUUGAGUAUGAUCAGAUUAUUGAUGAUCGAAAUCGACUAAAUAAAGAAUGGUUAUUAGUCAUUGGUGAUUCUAUUGAACAUUGUGGCAUACAAACCACAAAAGCUGAAAUACAAUCAUUUGGACUGUUAGAUGCAUCUGUGACGAGAACAUUAGAAAAACAAAUAGAUGCUGAACGUGAUCAUCGACAACAAGAAUUAAAUACACAAAGAAGGAAAAAUAAUUGCAGCGAAGAAUUUAGCUGA